Messenger RNA from Astyanax mexicanus (Mexican tetra), 7799 nucleotides. RefSeq names its product myosin phosphatase Rho interacting protein (gene mpripb). Gene Ontology annotation, cellular component: actin cytoskeleton. NCBI's taxonomy places the organism in Eukaryota, Metazoa, Chordata, Actinopteri, Characiformes, Acestrorhamphidae. The coding region runs from base 931 to 6801 and encodes 1956 amino acids. The record is from RefSeq and is a predicted model, not a curated record. The transcript is spliced from 25 exons. Gene Ontology annotation, biological process: actin filament organization. Gene Ontology annotation, molecular function: actin filament binding.
AGCGUCUCCCUCCCUCCCUCCGCAGGGAGAGAUCCGUCCAGCCUGAGCAGCGGGGAGAGAAAAGCGCACAUUACUGCCACUAACGCCGACUGUUCGUACAAACCCGGCCAGCCGCUCUCCUUUACGGGCCCAACGUUAUGCCGAACCCGUAGCGUUUGGUUUUGAAGCCAGAAGAGAGGAAGAUCAUGCGGUUUCGAAGGAGACAGAGAGGACUGGAAGCAGCGCUGAGUUCAGGGGAGAUCUUUCAUUAGCCUGUUAGCUAACGAGGCGGCUAGCUUAGCCUGCUGGAGAAGUUCGAAGGUGGGGAGAGAUUGGGGUUAAAGUCGGGCUACCUCAUUAUUAGCGCUUUUUUGUUGUUAUUCUCUUUACAAAUGGGAGUUUGGCUUCGUCACACUGGUGGGUACGGUGUGUGAGGCUGACGGUUGAAGCUGAAGGUCUGAAGCGGCUGUUUUGUUUACGGCUCUCUCUCUGUCUCUCUCUCUCUCACGGUAACAGCUGAGUGGAGCUGGAGCAGCCCUAGCUACCGUUAGCGCUCCUUAAUCACCCCGUGUCUGCUUUGUGAAGGCAGGGCAGCAGGCCAUGGACUGAACAGCCGCUCCUCCACCCGCUAAAAAGGUAUUAGCACGCUAACGUGCUGGCUGGCCGCUUGUCUGUUUACACAAAGUCGGAUUCAGACCUAUAAAUUUUAUCUCCGUGCUCCAGAAAAGCACACAGAGACUCGGGGCUGGACCGUGCAGAGGAGAGAGCCUGUACUUUCAGACCAUGUUCUGGAUGGUGGAGUCGUCAGUCACAUAUUGGACGAAAGCCUCGUGAAGAUCACACCCGGAUUAUUAUUAUUAUUUCUAUUCUAUUCUGAGCCGCCACAUUUGGGACCUUAACGCAAGCUGUGGGAAUCGAUUAGCCAGCUACAAACAUAGACGGCUGUUCAUCAUGUCUACCGCGAAGGAAAACCCUUGCAGGAAGUUUCAAGCAAAUAUCUUCAACAAAAGCAAGUGCCAGAACUGCUUCAAACCUCGGGAGCUGCACCUUCUGACCGACCAAGACCUAAACCAGGCCAAACCUAUCUAUGGAGGAUGGCUGUGCUUGGCUCCAGAAGGAACGGAUUUCGACAAUCCCAUGCACAGAUCUCGUAAAUGGCAGCGGCGAUUCUUUGUCCUGUAUGAACAUGGCUGCCUGCGCUUCGCCCUGGAUGAAUCGCCAAGCACACUACCGCAGGGAACUGUCAACAUGAACCUGUGCACAGAUGUGAUCGAUGCUGAACCUAAGACCGGCCAGAAGAAUGCACUGUGUAUCAUCACUCCUGAUCAGGAGUACUACAUCCGGGGAGAUAACAAAGAAAUUAUCAAUGGGUGGAGUGAACAGCUGGUUGUGUAUCCAAGGACCAACAAGCAGAAUCAGAAGAAGAAGCGCAAGGUGGAGCCGACAACUUCGCAGGAGCCUGGUCCGGCUAAGGUAGCUGUGACUGGUUCAGGCAUUCCCGAAGCAGAGAAGGUUCCAGACUCCAGCUCCAUCAUAUGGCAGGAGGAGUUGCACAACAGAGAAGCAGAUGUGGCGCAGGUGUGGGCUUCCACAGAAAUGUCACCACAGAGCGCAAUGUUGCCCUCUGCAGCCGAGGAAGUGUUAAUGGGUCGUGGUUCGGACCAGGGCUCAGUGAAUGGAGACGAGGUGGAUCGGAGCGGGUUCUCCUUCCCACCUGUGGUCUCUCAUCCACCCCAGGACCUCCUGUCACCCACAGGAAGCUCUUCUAGCCGGCACAGCGGGGAGCUAGGGGGCAUCCCACGAUGCCUGUCUCCGGCGCCUAGCGACCCCUUUCCUUCAGGCAGCAGCCUUCUGUCCAAUGGCUCACACAUCAGUGGUUCCAUGAGCUCCCUGGACUCGGACGCCAGCGGCAGCACAGUCACUAGCACCGAAAGCCACCCGGCCGAGCCUCUGGGCCGAGCACACCGGGCCCUCCACGACCCCCCUUACUCACGCCGCCUCGAGGGAGAGGCACGCAAGGCUGAGAAACGAAGUCGCCUCCGCAGCCCUGAGAGGCAGAAUAGAGAGCCUCUCUUCAGCCCAGAGAGAAGCGGACGUUCAAAUGUGAUAGAGAAGCUGGAGGCUUUAGAGCUGGAGAACGCUGAGCGGAUGGAGGUGGAGGAGACAAGUCGCGGCGAGACCAGACAGGGCCGUAGUGAAACUAGACGCUUCCAAAGACAGGAUCAAAAGCUUGACCAAGCACAAGGUGUAGACUUCCACCAUUCCACUCUGCCACCACUGAGAAGAGCCAAGUCACUGGACCGCAGGACAACAGAGUCAGUCAUGACACCAGAUUUGCUAAACUUCAAGAAAGGCUGGAUGGUGAAACUUGACGAGCAAGGACAGUGGAAGAAGUAUUGGUUUGUACUGACGGACCACAGUCUGCGAUACUACAAGGAUUCAAUUGCUGAGGAGGCUUCUGACCUGGAUGGGGAAAUUGACCUCAGUACAUGUUAUAAUGUAACGGAGUAUCAAGCCCAGCGAAACUAUGGCUUCCAGAUUCAUACCCAGGAGGGAGUGCACACCCUCUCUGCCAUGACAGCAGGAAUACGACGCAACUGGAUUCAGGCUGUCAUGAAAAACGUGCGCCCCUCCACUGCCCCAGAUGUUGCUAGCCUGACUGAUGACCAUGCUCCCUGUGGCCCUUUUGAGAGUCUUGUCCGGCCCGACAUCACUCAGGACUCUCCCUCCUCCGAGACCUCCUCUGUAGAGCGAGAGCCCAAGAAGAGUCGUGCACGAGAGAGACGGCGCGAGGGCCGAUCUAAAACUUUUGACUGGGCCGAGUUCCGCCCCAUAGCUCAGGCCCUGGCCCAGCAGAGAGUUCAGGAGGUGGACGCUCUUCAGGCUCAGCUGGCUGACCCAGAGCGCAAUAAGAGGAGGGAGGAGAGGCGGAGGAGGUAUGAGAGUGUGACGGGGAGCUCGUCUUUCGAACCCACUACUGACAAUAGCAAGAUGGACUUUGAGAGCGUGGGCGUUGUGUGUCCGCCAUCCCCGGAGCGGCAGCAGAAAGUGGAGGAUGAGAUUGAGCAGCGCUGGCAGCAGGUGGAGAAGACUCCCAUCAGGGAGGAGAGGAGGGUUCCUCUGGCCACAUCACUACAGAACAGAGAUUCCGCUGAACUUGAAAAGCUACUAGAGAACUACAAAAAGGGGGUAGAAGAUCUAAAAUCUGAAUUAGAAACUUGCUACCAGCAUCUGGCUGAUUCAAACCACCACAAGUUGGAAUUAGAGGAUCAGCUCAAAGCUGCUCUAGAACGGGAGCAUCAGAUCCGUGCUGGGUACAUCUCACCGCUGGAGUCACCUUUGAGUCUUGAGACAAAGCCCCAGAUGAAGAGGCCAGAACUGGUUAGUUCACAAGCUCAGAGCUUAACAAAGAAGUACCAGGAAACCAAAGAGCUUCUCCAGCUGCAAGAACUGAAAAAGCGCAACAUGCAGGCACAGCUUGGCCUUUCUCUUUCACACCUGUCCACCACGGAACCUCACUUUUCUGACACCACAAAAACCUCCACCUCAGAGACACUUUCUUCUGCACCUAUUAAAAAAGCAGUCACUCUUGUGCUUCUGGAUGAUGAGGGAAAGAUCAGAGAGCUUGAGGAUUUGAUAGAUGUUAGUAAGCCUUUGUCAGUUAAGGAGGUGAUAAGGCUGCUGUUCUCUCACAGUGAUUCAGUACUGUCUGAUUUUCCUCUAGAAAAGAAUGAACUAGAUAGGUCAGGCGACAUUACAAAGUGUCAUGAACUUUUGGAGUGUCUUAAAAACCAGCAGGAAAUAGAGAACGAGACCGUGCGGAAGAGUUUGGCAAAGGCUGGGGACAGCAUUCGUAAUUAUGAAGCUCGUCUUAUCACCAUGGAGGACAUGCUGGGGAGGGUCCAGAGACAAGAGGGUCUCAGAAAUCCUUGCACGUCUCCUUGUCAGAGAGAUGAAUCUACUCAAAUGACCAACCGAGGUCUGUCUCAGAGGGUUGAAAUACUAACAAGUGAAAAUGAAGCGCUGAACCAACGGUAUCAGGAAAUUGUCAACCAAAUGAGAGAGGCAGAUAGGGAAAUAGACAGGCUGAAAGCAGAGCUUCAAAGACUCCACAGUGGGCACCCUUAUCAGAAGGGUAGAGAAAACCAGGACAUGUUGGAGAAGGAGGACUUAGACGUUACAGCCUUGAAGAACUUUUAUGAACAAGAACUCAGCGACAAGUCAAAGCAGCUUCAAGAAGCUCUAGUUAAGAUGGAGGUCAUGAGCCACAGUUUAAAAGAGACAGAAAAACGAUUACAGCUCAAGGAAGCUACUCUGAAAGGCCUCGGCUUUCAAGUGUCUGAGAAUGAGCAGAAUGAAACACUGCUGGAGAAGGAGCAGCUCAGGCAACACAUCAAGGUCAUGGAGUCCAAGCUUUCUGAAAAGGAAAUGUUGAUUCAUUCUGCUGAUCAGACUUGUAGAGACCUUCAGGCACUGAAUGAAGAGCUUCAACUGAAAAGCCAAGAAUCUGAAAGAACUUUUAAUCAAAUGCUGAUAGAGGCUAAAGAGGAGAUUCGAAUGUUGCAAGAGAAAGUUAGUGUGGAGGUGGAGUCCGAUAAAGAAUGUAGAGGAAAUAGUGAGUGCCAGGAGUUAAUGCAGGCCAAAGAAGAGAUGAUUCAGGAAGUGUUGGAAGGGUUUAAGAGAAGGUCUGAUGCACUUUACCAAGUGUUGGGCAUGUUGAUGAAGGCCAGUGAGGAAAAUCAGGAAAAUCUGUCCAGCGUUGGUGUUGAGGAGGAAGGUGUGGGAAGGAGUUGGGCCGGCAUGGUGAAGGUAUUGUUUGAACGUGAUCUUUUAAGUAGAGUUUUAGAUGGUAUUGAGAGUAGUCAAACUGGUGAAGGAGAUUUUGUUAUAAAAGAUGUUGUAGAGCGUAUGUUAGCGGAAAAUAAAAUCCAGUUUUCCAAGAUGAAGCUGUUUACGGAACAAAAGAUUGGAGAACCUUUAAAUGCGGGAAGUGCUGAGCAUGGAAAUUUGAUAGGUGAUCAAGGAAAAAUGACAGAUGACGGUAUGCUUAGUGGUGUCAUUAUGAAAGAACUUACUGAAGCAGUGCAAAGUAAGGUAGCCCUGUUGAAUCAGAUUGCUUUGAGCAGUUAUGAACCUGGGAAUGACCUCCUCAUCCAGUCCUUGCCUUCAGCUUCUUUUACUCCUAUCUUUGCAUCUCAACAAGGACAGUGGAUUCAGUGCAUUCGUGAUGCUGUGUUAGAUGUAACUUGCAAUUAUCUUCUAAUACGUCAGAAACAUCAACAGAAGAUUGAAUUACAGUCAGUCCUGGAUGCAAGCAAAGCUGACUGUGCUAAUUGUUUUCAGUUAAAAGAGCAAAACAUGGAGCUGAAAUUAAAGCUUGAGCAAUUGUUAGACCACCAGAAUCCUAUCAGUGACGACUUACAGCCAGUGACCCACAUCCAGAUUGAGGGGGAACCAAUUGAUUCUCUGGACAAGGCAAUUCAGUUGCAAGACACGGUAGCUAAACAUAAGAAGGAGCUUAGAGAGUUGAGGGAGGUCUAUGAGAAAGAAGCAGUUAAUCUACGUCAAGAAGUAGCCAAAGCUGGAGAAACCCUAAGACUGAGGUCAGAGGAGAAUGUGAAAGAGAUCGACUCUCUGACCGUCUGCAUGGAGAAUCUGAAGGAGAAGCACGAAACUGAGCGGAAUGUCUUGGUAGAACGUUUCAACCAGGAGCUAACUGAGCUUCACGAUGCAUUGGGCCAUUAUGGAGCUGACCUUGCAGAAGAAGGCAAACCUGAUCCAGCUUCCAUCAAGCAACAGAUCCAAAAGCUAGUGGCACAAGUGUCUCUCAUGACCGAAGAGAUGAAACGUCAAGAUCGCGACGGGGAGGCUGCAUUACUUCGUCUGAAAUACGCGAAAGACCUGGAAAACCUAAAGGCCACAUGUGAGCGAGGCUUUGCUGCCAUGGAGGAGUCCCAUCAAAAGGUGAUAGACGAGCUGCAGAGAAAACACCAGCGGGAACUGGAGAACCUGCACGAGGAGAAGGAGAGGCUUUUAGCAGAGGAGACAGCGGCCACCAUUGCUGCUAUUGAAGCAAUGAAGAACGCACAUCGAAAUGAGCUGGAAAAAGAGUUGGACAAAGCGCGGAAGGCAAAUAGCAAUACUGAAAAUGCAGACAUUGAAGAGAUUCGCAGACAACAUGAGGAGGAGCUGCUGUCAUUCCAGAGGGAGAUUGAAGUGCUGUCAGAGCAGUACUCACAGAAGUGCCUGGAAAAUGCUCACCUGGCACAGGCACUAGAGGCAGAGAGGCAGGCCCUGCGCCAGUGCCAACGAGAGAAUCAAGAGCUUAAUGCGCACAACCAGGAGCUGAAUAAUCGUCUGGCUGCUGAGAUAACAAAAAUGAGAUCAAUGGCCAGUGAGGAUGGAGGAGAAGCUGGAACAGUCAUUCAAGGAAAAGAACUGUAUGAACUGGAGGUAAUGCUGAGGGUGAAGGAGUCAGAAGUGCAGUAUCUGAAGCAGGAGAUCAACUCAUUAAAAGACGAGCUACAAACCGCCCAAAGAGAUAAGAAAUAUGCAACAGAUAAGUAUAAGGACAUCUACACAGAGCUGAGCAUUGUGAAGGCCAAAGCUGAGCGGGACCUGGGGCGGCUGCGAGAUCAGCUCCAGCUGGCCCACGAAGCCCUGGGAGAGCCUUCACCAGAGGAGGUGCAGCGAGGAGGUUAUGAUAUCAUGAAAUCAAAGAGCAAUCCAGAUAUCCUGAAGAUGGCUGCAGUGGCUGCGAAACGCUCGGAGCGUGCCAUGAGGUCAAAGUCUGUGAAUCGUGACAUGCCCUGGGACAGCUAAAGACUUAAAGGUGAAGACCUACUGACUGCUAAUUUUAGAGUCUCAAGGAAGGCUUAACGGCAGAGCAAAGACUCCACUUGUUUGACAACAAGGACACUAAGGAGUUCUGACAAUGACGCGUCCUCCUGACUUGCUGCAUGUUAUAACGAGGCCCACCGUAUUUUAGCCGCGCAAUUUAAUCACUUAGAAACACACACUGGUCACUGCACACGGCAUAUAUUAAACAUGGUAUGAAUUUUGAGUUUUAUGUCUGUAGUCUGCAUUCUGUGCACUUCAGUUACUGUGACAUUUUUUUUAUUACCAUGUCUUAAUGUAAAUAUUUGUUUUUAAUGAAGCCUCUGUCAUGCAUACACUAAAACUGACCGUGUAAGCUACUGUUUUAACUCUUUAGUAUGUGUGAAUAGCCAAAGGAUAAAUAAAUAUGUAAUGACUCAAAUAAUACUUACUUAAUAAAGAGUAGAAACAAUCAUACCUGCAGGUUUCCUUAUUACGCUAGAUGUGGUCUUCACAUUCCCUCUGGUUUCGUAUUAUUCGACCAAUGGUAAAAGGUAAAUUGGACAAAUUUGACACUGCUUAAUACCCAGAAGUGAACCUGUACAUGCUGAGUACUGAAUGUUUAAGUAUAGGACCAUUUUUUGAGACAUUGUCCAGUAAAUGCAAUGAACUUUUGAGGGCUUUUGUUAGUGUAAAAAUAUAUAUGAGUUUAUAUAGGGGUUCCCUUAUGUAAUCAUGAUGGUCAGUCCACUGAUUGGGAGGUCAUGGUUGUUUAGGAUUUUAUUUUUAUUUUGUUUGGUUUGUUUAUUUUUUUUCCUUCAUCUUGUCUCACUCUUCAAGCUGAUAAUGUCUGUAGUGUUGUUCAGUGGCAGUCCCUUGUAUUUAUUUAAAUGUCUUUUUUUUUGCUAACAUUUGCAUUCCUCUAUACAUUAUUAUUGUAAAUAUACCACAAAUGUACACCAACUGACAACAGGUUUAUUAGCAAUAAAUAUUUUUGCACCCUG